Trichomycterus rosablanca is the source of this 2786-nucleotide messenger RNA. RefSeq names its product sortilin. Bases 1 to 2439 code for a protein of 812 amino acids. Gene Ontology annotation, biological process: vesicle organization; Golgi to endosome transport; endocytosis. Lineage: Eukaryota; Metazoa; Chordata; Actinopteri; Siluriformes; Trichomycteridae. Gene Ontology annotation, cellular component: membrane; Golgi apparatus. The transcript has 21 exons. The record is from RefSeq and is a predicted model, not a curated record. Gene Ontology annotation, molecular function: protein binding.
AUGAUCUUGAGAUGGACAGUACCGUCUCUUGUGUGUUUUCUGGUUCUUGGAAAUACAGGUGUAUCGAUUGGAGAACGCCACCCGAGAACUGUAAUUUUCACCAGGUCGCUUGAAGAUGAACAGACCCUCAAUUCUCGGUCUAAACGGGACGCCUUGUCACUCAGAUCCAACCUCACGUCUUGUAAAACUUCCCCGAGUGCUGAAGAUCACAAGGUUCUGGAAGGGAAUACACACGAGACAGGGUUUCAUGGAGAUGAUGGCUCCAGUUUUACUCUUACAUGGGUAGGCGAUGGAACAGGGGUCAUUUUAGUACUGUCCACAAUCAGUGCUCCGCUUGAGUCUUUUUAUGAAGGUGGUUCUACUCGACUUUACAGGAGUAAUGACUAUGGAAAAUCAUUUCAUGAUAUCUCCCAUGCCAUUAACAGUUCCUUCAUAAGAAAGGACUUUGGAAUAUGUGUAGGUCCUGGGAAUUCACAGCAGGUGAUUUUGACAGCUGAGCUGCCCAUUACCAAAGGCCUAGGAGGAUUGAUAUUUACCUCUGUGGACUCAGGGGUGACAUUCAGAUCAGUGCAGCUGCCAUUUCACCCAUAUCAGCCCAUUUCCUUUCAUCUCCACAACCCAGACUGCCUGUUGGUCAUCAGCACAGAUGGGGGUCUAUGGCUUUCACAGGACUUUGGCAACAACUGGUCUAAAAUCCAUGAAAGAGUUUACUCUUUUAUGUGGGGGUCUGGCAUUACAUUAUUUCUCAGUUAUAGCCCUACUAACACAGUGGAGGCAGGUCAAAGAGGAGAACUUCAUCUGAGACGAACACAGGACCUGGGCCUGACCUUCACUACCAUUGCAAAAAACAUCUUUUCUUUUGGCUACAUUGGAGAGUUCUUAUUUAUCUCAGUCAUGGAAAAAACGGGUUUUCGUAGGGUUAUCUAUGUGUCUUCCAACCAGGGCAAUGAGUUUAACAAAGCCUUGCUUCCAUCCGCCACAACAGAACAGUUCUACUCAGUUUUGGAUGGUGAUGAAGACAUGAUCUUCAUGCAUGUGGACAGCCCUGGAGAUGAGACGUAUUUUGGAACAGUAUAUACAUCUGAUGAGCGUGGCAUCCUGUACUCCAAGUCGCUAGAGCGCCACCUAUUUGGUGCAGAAAGGAAGAGUGACUUCACAAAUGUAACUUCACUGAGAGGAGUAUAUCUAACAAACAUUCUAGACGAGGAAGGACAGAUUUGCACAGUCAUAACAUUCAACAAGGGUGGAAAGUGGAGACCACUAAAAAAGCCAAAAAAUGUUGACUGUCGAACAGAUGUGAAAAUGUGUAACCUGCACAUUCAUGGAGAGCACAGCCACUACAGCGGCAUUUCUCCCAUGAUCCCUUUGUCUGACCCUUCUGCUGUUGGUCUUAUCAUUGCACAUGGCAGUGUUGGAGACUCCAUUUCAGCAUCUAAGCCAGAUGUUUACGUGUCCUCAGAUGGAGGCUACAACUGGAUAUUUGCACUGAGGGGACCACAUCAUUACAGCAUACUGGAUUCAGGAGGACUGAUCGUGGCUGUGGAAGUUCACAGAGGCCGACAGGUUAACUCUAUAAAAUUUUCCACAGAUGAGGGGCAGUGUUGGAAGACUUACAAUUUUACAAAGCAGCCUAUCUUUUUUGCUGGCCUGGCGUCUGAGCCUGGCGCUAAGUCCCUAAACAUUAGUGUGUUUGGUUACCGGCCUGAUGACGAUGAUCAGCCCAUGUGGGUAGCAGUCACCAUAGACUUUGAGCAGCUUUUAAUAAAAAAGUGUAAUAAGCAAGAUUAUGUGAAGUGGCUGACCCAUUCUGAUGAAGAAGGAAAAGUCUCAGAUACAGAUGGAUGUGUAUUAGGCUAUAAGGAAACGUUUUGGAGACUGAGAAAGAUGUCUGUCUGCAAGAAUGGACGUGACUAUAUGAUCAGCAAACAACAAAGUCAAUGUCCCUGUACGAGAGAAGAUUACAUGUGUGAUUUUGGUUACUACCGGCAUGAAAACACCUCUGAAUGUGUAAAACAGCCUGACUUCACAGACCAAACGCUGGAGCUCUGUGUAAAUGGGGAAUUAGAGAAGCUUCAGACCACAGGGUAUCGUAAAAUACCCAGUGAUAAAUGUGAGGGUGGAUUUAGCCCUCUGCGUCAAAUGGAUUCUUCCAAAACGCAUUGUGGGAAAAGUAGUCAAGCUUCCACUAAAAGCCCAAACUCUAACAAAACAAAAAAGAUGUGGCUGCAGAUUGUAAUAGGUGUUAGUCUGGGGACUGUAGCUCUGGCUGUCAUUGCAGCAGCCACUAUUACAUUCCAAAGGAUGAACCACAGACAAAGGCCGAUCUCGUACCGUUUCUCUGCUCUUCAGAUUCAGGAGGAUGAGCAUAGUGCUGAAAGUGCACCAAGCAGUAACAGAGCCAGCUACCAAGAAGAUUCAGAUGACGAUCUCAUUGACUGAGGAGCUUUCAAGUUCAAAGUCAUCAAUGUGACAAAUGAUUGUGAAGAUAUGCUGAUAGUUAUUAAACUAGAUGUUUGAGUCAUUAUUAACAGUAAAGUGAUGAAAGAAACUACUGCAACAAUAAGCCACAUUAUUUAUUUAACAUUGAAUCAUUUGUUUUAUUUUGGUAAAGCAUCAUUAUACAAAGAUCACUGGAUGGAAUAUAAACAUGACUAUAAUAUCCUUUUUUUCCACACACAAUGAUUUGGAUCCUGUAAUUUACUGCCUUUAAAGACACUGCUGGAGAUGUUAUAGUGAAUAUGUGCUUGUGGAAAAACAAACUUGUGCUGCACCUAAAUGUAAAUAAA